This is a messenger RNA of Leptonychotes weddellii (Weddell seal), 620 nucleotides long. The record is from RefSeq and is a predicted model, not a curated record. Lineage: Eukaryota; Metazoa; Chordata; Mammalia; Carnivora; Phocidae.
CCGGCACGAUGCGCGUGGUGGUGAUUGGAGCCGGGGUCAUUGGGCUGUCCACUGCCCUGUGCAUCCACGAGCGCUACCAUUCGGUCCUGCCAUCGCUGGACGUCAGGGUCUAUGCAGACCGCUUCACCCCGUUCACCAACAGCAACGUGGCUGCCGGCCUCUGUCAGGCCUACCUCUCGGACCCCAGCAACCCACAGGAAGUACAUUGGAACCAGCAGACCUUUGACUAUCUCCUGAGCCACAUCCAUUCUCCCAAUGCUGCAAACAUGGGCCUGGCCCUGAUCUCAGGCUACAACCUCUUCCGUGAAGAUUUUCCGGAUCCAUUCUGGAAGGACACAGUUCUGGGAUUUCGGAAGCUGACCUGCAGAGAGUUGGACAUGUUCCCUGAUUACAGCUAUGGCUGGUUCAACACAAGCCUGAUUGUGGAGGGGAGGAGGUAUCUACCAUGGCUGACUGAAAGGUUAACUGAGAGGGGAGUGAAAUUCUUCCAGCAGAAAGUGGAGUCUUUUGAGGAGGUGGCAAGAGGAGGUGCUGACGUGAUUAUCAACUGCACUGGGGUGUGGGCUGGGGCAUUGCAACCAGACCCUCUACUGAAACCAGGCCGGGGACAAAUCAUUAAG